AUGGGUCAUCUAGUAGAAACAAUCAGGACUCCCCCUAUACCUGCUCUGCUUGCUGGACGUGGCAUCACGGUUAUCAUUGGUCCUUGCUCAGGCUCAACAGACCCACCUAUUAAAUCAAUGACGGGGACGGGGACUCACAAUCCCGACAAGAGACUCGGAAUUGCCCAUCGAUUGAUUUUCUCUCCUUAUAUCGAACAACUGACGACUUUGGCAUCCAAAGAAAAGUGGAUGGAAUACAUGGAGCAUGUUUGGGCUUGUAUUUGCUGUCACGCUUGCUUAUGGACCUUCGGAACUGAACAUGGGGACGUAUCCCCCAGAAAUUUACUUUACGACUCGGAAAAUCGACAGGGAAAGCUCAUUGAUCAUGACUCCCGAGCCCAUCAUUCCCCAGCUUCCUCUCCGGGCCGGGCCACAACGUCGAAUGCUCUCACUGGAACACUUGAUUUUAUGGCUAAAGCACUACUCACCGAUUGGGGGGAAGCGGCCCUAGGAGUCCGACGGGUCUACCGCCACGACCUCGAAUCAUUUGCCUCGGUAUUGCUUUGGACCCUCGUUCGCUACGGAAAAGGGGACAUCAGCAUAAGAAUAGAGAGACGAUAUCUUGAUGGUUGGGUCGUGGUGGCUUACCCCACGACCUUUCGAGGCGCGCACGUGCGCCUAAAACCAGAAGAUCUUUCUACUAGCAAUUUACCCGAUGAGUUCUAUCAGGCUGUGUAUGACUUUGGUACGAUGAUGGAAGACGCUGAGUCACGGUGGUUGGAAUUGAAGGAUACGAUUGGGCCAAAGCCUCGGACUCGUCUCAAUGAGCCGAAGAAGAAGUCGGAAAUGGUGAUGCUUGGGUCUAUUGAAUUUGUGAGGAAACUUGCCACGGACGAGCGCGCGCAUGUUCUGCGGGAGAAGUUUGGUGGGAGAGGGCAUGUCCAACGUAUCAUCCAGUGUCUUGAUCAGUUGCAGGAUACUGGUCCAGUAACUCGGUAA
This is a messenger RNA of Marasmius oreades (fairy-ring Marasmius), 978 nucleotides long. RefSeq lists its product as uncharacterized. NCBI's taxonomy places the organism in Eukaryota, Fungi, Basidiomycota, Agaricomycetes, Agaricales, Marasmiaceae. The coding region runs from base 1 to 978 and encodes 325 amino acids. The record is from RefSeq and is a predicted model, not a curated record. The transcript has 2 exons.